Molecule: messenger RNA, 6582 nt
Organism: Pararge aegeria (speckled wood butterfly)
Lineage: Eukaryota; Metazoa; Arthropoda; Insecta; Lepidoptera; Nymphalidae
Gene: Marf1
Product: meiosis regulator and mRNA stability factor 1
Exons: 17
Coding region: 214-3984 (1256 amino acids)
Biological process (GO): post-transcriptional gene silencing
Cellular component (GO): cytoplasm; peroxisome
Molecular function (GO): mRNA base-pairing post-transcriptional repressor activity; CCR4-NOT complex binding; RNA nuclease activity
Source: RefSeq, a predicted model, not a curated record
GCGUAGCGAAGAAAUGUUGUGUUUUUACAUUUUGUAAUAUUGUUUUAUUAGACGCAGAUCCAUACGAUUUAAGCAAUUUAUGACUUAAUUUAAGUAUUACUCUUUUGUUCUUGUGCUUAGUAUACUUAUUGUUAACGUGGGCACAAGUAGCCUUAUUUCGGUUGUGGCUUUGUUCUAUGUGUAUGUAAAGAUAAAUUUUAGAUUAUUUUAAGUAUGGCUAUGAGUAUAAUUAGUUCGUUCAGUGAGUUGAAGUGUUUGGAGAAAUCUCUUCGAUGUAAAGAUGCCCGAAGCCGUUCCGUUCAAGGCCUUCCGAGCAACGUACUAAGUCCUGCCAUGAAAAUACCGUUGCCUCCUCGUUUGUGGAUCACAGAUUUUGAAGAUGAAUCUUCAGACGAAAUGUGUGGUAGUGUGAGAGACGAUGGUGUUGUGUCAGUGGAGAAGCCAAGGGUCAGAUCUCGCUUCCGUCACCACAAACAGCGUGCAAAUGCAUCUGUACCUCUUGGAGUUUUUUGGGACAUAGAAAAUUGUCAGGUCCCUCGUGGCUGUUCAGCAAUAGAUGUUGUUGCAGCAAUUCGGGCAAAAUUUCUCACAGGGAGGAGAGAAGCAGAAUUUGUUGUUGUGUGCGAUGUGAGAAAGGAAACUCCCCAUAGAUUACAGGAACUCAAUGAUGCUCAAGUAAAUUUAAUUCAUGUGUGCGGAACACAAAAGAAUGCAGCUGAUGAGAAGUUAAGACAAUGUAUGAGACGGUUUGGGGAGCUUCACACAGCUCCCGCUUCUUUGCUUCUGAUCUCAGGAGACAUUAAUUUUGCUGCUGAUCUCAGUGAUUUUAGACAUAGGAAAAACAUGGAAGUGAUAUUGGUGCAUAAACAGAACACCUCAUCUGCCUUAAUAGCGUGUGCCUCAAAUCAUUAUGAUUAUAAUGAACUGAUUGCACAUGUACCCAGGAACCCUAAGGUAAGUCAAAUUGUAGAAGUGCAGCCAACAUGCGAAAUGGAAGUAAUCAACUUGCCAAUAAACCAACCUCCGGAGCGAGUUUCGAGACGUCUCCGGAGGCUGUCAGACAACUGUGGAGGGAAAGUGGUGCGGGUAACUGCCUCCACCGCGAUGCUGCGGUUCCCUACACCUGACCAUGCUUCUAGAGCGUUAAAACGUAUGGACGGCGAGGACGUGUUCGGGCGGAAGAUAGGCACGCGGUUUGCAAGGAACGCACUCCAGCCUACUUACUCCAGUGAUGAGGGCUACAGCACGGGGACACUGCAGCGACCCCCGCCUGAGUUCAUACCACUGCAAGUGCAGCAGGCCUUAGUACCCGCGCCUGUGAACAGAGUAAGGAGUUUGUCGAGCGAGUGGGCUGUCGCCCUGAAACAGCUACCAGCUCCGAAUCCGCCGCCGAUAGACCUCGGCCCGCCGCCCGCGGUCGUACCGCGUAAGAUCCGAGGCACGCAUGGGUCAAGCAUGGAUCGUUCGGUAUGUUCAUCCAGUAAUAGCGGCGAUGACCGUCGGGACUUGAACCAAAGCCGAGCUGGCUCACCAUGGAACUCUUCGGCUAGCUUCAGUGAACUGAGCGAGGGUGAAGGCGGGGAGACGCCGGCCGAGCUUACUGUGACUAACUUGCCGUCUUAUGAACCGCGCGUUCUGCAGGAAAUGCUUUUAAAACUAUUCAGUCAAUACGUACGAGUGGUUCAAGUGUCCAUAUGGGCAGCGGGCGAGGGUCCUCUAGCAACCGUAGUGUUGCGAUCCGAAUGGGAUGCGCGUCUGGUCAUAGCGCGUCUACACAAACGCAGACUGGACAACAACUGGGGAAGAUUGAGGCUUGAACUGUCCCUCGGGAGACCGUCCCCUGCUCUGAACUUGGACGUACUACGUGUGCGUCUCCGGGCGAUCUUAAUCGACCAGAAGAGCCACUCGCUGCCACUACUACGCUUACGCGAUGCCUACGCUAGUCGAUAUUGCUGUGCUCUAACCACAUCCGAUUUGGCCAAAGUUAAAGAUACUGUUGUGAUUCACGAAGGCCUUGGUCGGAUGGUUCAGUUGGUGGAUCUCAAUCCAGUGUCUAAUGCGGAAACUGAAGAAGCUCCUUGGAAGUGCCAUAUUCACGCUGUACUGAGCACCGGGCAUGAAGACGGUAGUAAGAUUCUGCUGCCAGUGUACAUGAAGUUGGGUGUCCUGUCUAAGAAUAUACAAUUGCUGCUGGAGACUCAUGGUGGAAUCUUGCCUUUGCUGAGUUUCGUGGAGUGUUACGAGGCGAUGUUCCCGCCGUUGGCGGCCGAUUUUCGGUACGGAGUCACACUGGAGCUGCUCUUACGCAGCAUCCCUACGGUCCAGGUCAAAGAUAGCCCAUCGAGACAUCUCACCUGGUGCCCACCGAGAAUUGAAUCACCGCCAACAUAUAGCUUCCAGAGUGAGUCGUCACGUUCGAGUGGUGAUCGUGAGCGUCCCCGCACUGCGCCGGUGUUGGAACCAAUGCUGGCACUCUUUGAGAGGGAGCUGAUUGACUUGUUGCGCACUACGCCCCGCUGUUGCAUCUCUUUCAGCAAACUUAUACCCGCUUUUCAUCACCACUUCGGCCGGCAGUGCCGAGUUGCCGAUUAUGGUUUUACUAAACUACCAGAUCUGCUUGCCGCUCUCAGCAACACUAUCGUGGUGCUUGGUUCUGGAUCUUACCGCGUGAUAACAAUUUCCGCAGCGGCUCAAAGCAAACGUUGGACGUCAGAUCUAGUCAAAAUACUAAACGCUCAGCCUAACAGAGCCAUGAAUGUCCACGAUAUACCGGAGUUAUAUCACACCAUAAUCGGACGUCCAUUCAACACCGUCGAUUAUGGUGUUUGCACCUUGGAAGAGCUGAUAGAGAAAGUGUCUCCAGAGAGCGUAAAGAUCGGCCCCGAUGGCUCCAUUGCGUUACCCCGUCAGACACCAACCCGUGAAGAUUCCGCACGAUUUGGACAGUUCGCAGUUGAAGCUGUAGAACUGCUCUGCUUCACCCCCAACUUGAGGAUGGAAUUCUCCCGUUUCGUGCCCGCCUAUCACGCGCACUACGGCAAACAGUUACGAGUAGCCCACUUCGGCUGUGUAAAACUGUUGGAGCUGUUCGAAUUGAUUCCCGAAGCGGUGACGGUGUAUUGCGACCCGUCGGGGGAACGUAUCGUGCGUCUGGCUCCGGUGGCGGCCCGCUCGGUUAUGGCUCAGCGCCUGAAGACACUGUUACCUGUAGAGCUUUCAGCGCUUCCUUCCGCCUACGCGGCGCAGUACGGGGCGCCUCCUCUGCCCGACACGUUAGACGUGUCGUCGCUUGAAGCGCUGGUGUUCGCUGCAGGAGGCUUGGUGGAGGGAGGGAUCGUUUACUCGUCGGAUGAUACGUCUCGAUGGGCGAGCGCCGCUUUGGCAGCGAGCGCUGUUCUAUCUUCCGAUCGUAGUAUUGCACGCGGUUCUACUGUGGAAUACUUCGUGAGCGCCUUUCGCACUUUGUACGGCUCCGAUCCGAACCUGAUUGUGUUAACCAACCUUGGUGUUCUCGAAACGUUCGGACGCCACGUUCGCUUGACUGCGACUUGGCGUACAGUAUGGCGCCUCGCCCUCAUUAUCGCCGACCGCUCGGUUUCGCUUCCUGUUAUGGAAAUUUUCAUCGAGUUUUCGAAUCGCUACGGUCCCUCAUUCCCCAACACUGAAUCAGAAGGUGUUCAAGCAGUGGCGGGUUUCCUUCGUCAGUAUAGCUCCGUAUUCGCCGAGGAAGGCUCUGGUCAGUGGAAGCUGGCUGCUGGAGUGAAGAUGCCGGCGAAGCGAGAUCUAGCGCCCUUGAAGGUAGCACUAGAGGACUACUCCGUAUACGACACUCCUCCCGGACAGAAGGGUUCUCGUGUGUUCGACUCGCCGAAGAAAAAUAUAUGGUGCUCUCCACCUGCGAGCGCUUUGCCAGCUCCUACGGCUUUAAUAAGCCAAGAUAAUAAACGUCGCACACGAUUGGCUGCACAAUUUGAUGAUGCGUAAAAUUCCCACCAAUUAACAAAGCAUUCCAACAAACAAUGAAACUGCACGUGUUCCAAUCCAAAGUUGUCCAAGAACCAAAUGGGUAUAAAGCCGCAACGAAUUUCAACAACAGAUGUAAGUGUCCUAUGAUAUGUGAUUUCUAUAACAAUAAUGUUUUAGAACGUGUAUAUUUUUGUGUGUUUAUUAAAUAGAAUUAAGAAAAUCGUUCUGCUUUCGUGAAAUGUUAUCAAGUGCAUAAAUAUUCGCAAACGGAUGUUUGAAUUACUGUGAACGUUCUAGUUAGUGGAACUAAAGGUCGCACCAAAUAUCAGUUUGAUAAUCUGAGGCCAGUGAAGUCUUAACCCGCAAAUAACGUCGUGGAAGUUUUAAUUGGUUUUAAUAAUUAAUUAAGUUAAGACGCAUUGCUUGCCACUAUUGGUCAGAACUUGAUUUUGGGGCGACAAUGAUUAUAUGUUUUAGUUAUAUGUAAAGUAUGCAAUUAUUAAAUUUUAUGGACAUUUACUAGCCUAAGUUACUAUAAAAUACUAUUUUUACUCUAUUCUUUAUUUUCUGGAGGUUGGCUAAAAUUUACGAAUGUAUCGCUACCUAGAUUUUAUUCAAUCUUUGUUUUAUCUCUUGACUAUUUAAUUUAGUAUAUAAUUUAUGAUUUAAGAAUCCGUUUCACCAGUGUUCUUUGUGCACCUAAACUAUAUGUAGAAGAUAAAUAAUUUAUAAUGCAGAAAUGUUUUAUUUUAUAGUGCUAUAAAAUAAAAAAUGUAUAAUUUGUGUGAACAUGUGAAACUGGCUCUUAUUCUUUAAUCGAUUAAGCCGUCUUCGUUAGUUACUUUAACAUUAUUGGUCAAAGAGACUUGCACACUACAUAUCAGAACUUGGAUACGCGCUUAUAACAUUUUUCGAAUGCUCACUAAAGUACAAUGAUAAUAAUUAAAUGUUAUUUUUCUUAGAACUUUAUCCCUUGAUAUUUGAUCUCCAUUGAUUGUGCAGCCGGCAUCUAAUUAUAUAUUCGUGACCCGCAAAGAUAUAUCUAAGAACUUUUUAUAUAAGUUAUAUCGCAAAUAGUAUAUUUGAUGCCGACUGUACGAGUACAUAAAGCUAGGUGUCCACUAUGUCCGCGAACAAGUGCACUUUGCAGUGCUAAAGUAAAUAAAUAGGCAUGUUAAAUUAUCUUUUAGUAGGUGCGCACACAAUUUGUAGACUCACGUCUUUUCCAGGAAAAAAAGCAAAUUUGAUAAAGUACUGAUAAUUUAUGAAGCAAUUUAGUUUCUUUGUUUUGUCAUGUAAAAUUUCACUUUCGGACAAUAAUCUGUAUUAUACAAAUAUUUCUACAAGUAUACUAUUCAACGACAUGUUGAGCAAUAAUUUAAGACUCAGUCAAAGAGACAUAAAAAUUAUAUACAUAUUUUAGACACUGAAUUAAAACCUUCCAAAAUUUCAACAUUAAGUUUUCUUCUUAGAACCUUCGCAAACUUUUUAACACAAAACAAUUAUUAUUAACAACAUUUAUAACUUUCCAAAUAAACUGCCUGUAAAAUUUUAAGGCCCGGAUCAAAUUUUUUCCGACUUAAUUUUUCUGGCCUAUAUAUUUAAAAGUACAUCGAUGUAUAUAUAGGUAGGCUUUCAUAGAUAAAAAACACGGUAAUAAAAUUAAUCUGACUUAAACUUAUGAUCAGGUUAGUUUUAUUCAAACGUGAUUGGUGGAAACCGCCGCACGCGGUAUUAUAUGUUUCGUGAUUGGUGGAUGGUAGCCAUCAUAUUUGUAAAAGCAUUUAAUAGUAUUGCCUAUAUAUACUGAUGAGUGAUGACUGAGUGUCGCCGAUAUGCGUGUACAUAGUGUAUACCCAGCUUAAUAGUAUUAAGUAUACAUGUGGCUUUACGUGACUUAGUUUUGUAAAAAUCUGUGUAGUAGUUUGCACUAGGAAUCUUUCAAGUGUCACUAUUUCGAAUUUAUUAUUUUUAGACGUUUUAUUUUAGAUUUAUUAUUUGUUUCCAUGAAUAUAGAUUUUAAAAUGAUUUGAGAAUUCUUACGACGAUCCAUCUUUAAAACAAUGUAAGAGUCAAUUAUUGUAGAUGUUCAAACGUUUCGUAAUAGUAUUAAAAUAGUGAUAUUUGCUUUGUAGAAUAUGCUUGUGCCUGAAGUGCAAUGAUUAUUUUUUAAAUUCCUCAAUUUCGGACGCUCCGGUGAAAUUCGUCGUUCCACAUUAAUAGCUUAGUACAAUAUAAUUAUAUUACAACUAUUUUUGUAUCAAGUUUGUAAAAUAUUUUUAGGAUAAAUGGAAACAUCUUUUUUGUUAAUAAUUUGUAGCGGCGGUCUAAAAUUUGUUUCAAACGACUGCCGUUACACUUAUGUUAAUUAGUAGGUACUACUGUAAUCUAUUUUUCCUUAGCUAGAUAAAAUCGUUGGUAGUAUCUCGCAGAAAUGAAACAAGCAAUAACACCGUGAUAUCAUUUAAGUAAAAAGAGAAACCGUUUCUAAUUCGAUUACUAAAAUCAAAAUCUUGAUAUUUUCCGUGUACGCUACUUAUUUAAGCAGGUGAACGUUGUUCUUAUAAAUUGUUUUAGGGGGCGUUCAUAAAAUACGUGAGAUGUUUGGGGGGGGGG